AUGCAGAUCGGCAUUGCUGAUUGUUCUGAAGAGAAGCCUCCAAGUGCUGGAGUUACCAUACUCGGAGCUGCUUAUGUACCAUUCGGGGAGACUCUUCGGGAACUGUCGAGAGCCUUCUCGCUCCGCCCCUAUCCCGUCACCGUGCUCGCAAUGAGUCAACCGAUUGGGUCCUACGAGAUAAUGGUGAACGAUGAUGGAAAAUUCGCAGUUUAUUUGAAGUUGUGCCCACAAGCGCCAAGAAGAGUAGAAGUCCAAUCAUUCACCCGCAAAUGGCUGCUGCCCGAAAACGUAGAUCUGGAGGACGGGCCGUGCCCAGCUGGACGACAAGGGCCAUUUGUCUGGGGAGGCGCCAACGAAAAGCGAGGGUCAUGA
Ostertagia ostertagi is the source of this 372-nucleotide messenger RNA. The record is from the annotation of a GenBank genome assembly. Lineage: Eukaryota; Metazoa; Nematoda; Chromadorea; Rhabditida; Trichostrongylidae.